Haliotis rufescens (red abalone) is the source of this 4924-nucleotide messenger RNA. Its product is annotated as osteoclast-stimulating factor 1-like. The coding region runs from base 49 to 702 and encodes 217 amino acids. Lineage: Eukaryota; Metazoa; Mollusca; Gastropoda; Lepetellida; Haliotidae. Gene Ontology annotation, biological process: signal transduction. The transcript has 8 exons. The record is from RefSeq and is a predicted model, not a curated record. Gene Ontology annotation, molecular function: protein binding.
UUUCCUUCCUGUUUACGGGAGUUGUCAGAGCGAGCAACUCCCUCAAAGAUGUCCAGCGCCCCUCGCCCGACUCGGCCUCCCCCGCCGGUGCCAAAGCCAGGUCAGGUUAAAGUUGUUCGUGCAAUGUACAGAUAUGACGCACAACAGAAUGAUGAACUCACGUUUGAUGAGGGAGACUUGCUGUACAUCCUUGACAAGACGGACACCAAUUGGUGGAGGGCCAAGUGUGGAAGCAAGGUCGGACUCAUACCAAGCAACUAUGUUGAAGACAACACAGAGUCUAUAGAUCACCCCCUCCAUGAGGCCGCCAAGCGAGGGAACAUUGACUUCAUGGUCGAGUGUAUUGGUAAUAGGGUGUCUGUGAACAGCUUGGACAAGGCUGGAUCAACACCCCUACACUGGGCGUCCCAUGGGGGACACAUACCUUGUUUAGAGAAGCUGCUCUCUGCCGGCAGCUGCCAGGUCAAUGUGCAGAACAAGCUGGGAGACACACCACUUCAUUCUGCAGCAUGGAAGAACCACUCAGAGGCUGUCAAGAUGUUGAUAGCUAAAGGUGCAAGAGCAGACAUCCCCAACAACGAGAGGAAGCUGCCAUUUGACCUUGCUAAGGAUCCCGCAACAGCAGCAAUGUUAAAAGAAGCAAUGGGAUCAACAUCAUCUCGAUACCUCGAGGGUUAUGGAGACGAGGAGGAUUCAGACUGAAGGGGAGAGGUGUGUCAUGUGAUCAGAUGGAAGAGGCGAGGUGUAUCAUGUGACCACAUUGAGGAGAAAAGGUGUGUCAUGUGACCACAUUGAGGCUGUGAUGUGUGUCGUGACGAGAUUGAGGAGGCGAGGUGUGUCAUGUGACCACAUUGAGGUUGCGAUGUGUGUCAUGUGACCAGUCAUAUCAUUGUACACGGACAGUUACAAGUCAAUGCAUUUCCUUCAAACAAGAUUAUUGUUAUUAAAUAUGUUCUUGUUAUGUUUGUUUUUCAGUAUCGGUUAGACUUGGGAGGAGCGGAGGGUGGGAGGGAAGGGGUGACAAGAUUGGGUUGGGGGUGAGUUCAGGGAAGAGUGGUGGGGGGAUGAUUUGAUUCUGGGUGAUCAUGAUCAAGAUGGAGCUGGGUGAGUUGAGAAGUAUUGGAUCUGUCGGGGUUGGGGGUUUGGGGAUGGGAAAUGGGACUGAGUUGGUUGAAAAUGGAAACGGUUUGGUGUGACUUGUGAUAGGGAUGACCAUGUUUCAUUACGGAUCAUGAUCACCGUGACACAAACCUUUUGCAAAAGUUCUAAUUGUAUUAUAUUCAAUAUUUUGUCGUGUUCAAAUAUGACGAUAUGAAGUGCUGCUUGAAUGAGAUGUUUAUUGGUUGUCUAACUCUGUACAAUCAGGUAUGGUAAUAGUGACGAUGUACAUCAAGGCAUUAACCCCUGGUAGCAGGGUAACUGUAAACACUGGCCGAUUCCACCACACUUGGAAGGCUACUUUGGCAAGUGAUGCCACUAUAUACCUCAUAUCCCGCACAGUUUAGUCCUGGUGAGACGGAUGGCAUCAUGUACAGUUCAGCAGUAGUUAUGUAUGCUGUACCCUAUGUCUCAAGUUACUAAUAUGACUGUCCACCUUCAAGUCAUCCCCGAAUCAGUGUAUUAUUAUAUAGGCAUUCAAUUAGGAUAGAUACCCUGGACCCCUUAACAAUCAUACCUUUGUUUCGGAUGUGACCCCCUCUCUCCAUCUCUCUGGUCUCCAAGCAGAUAUCACUCAUGCAUGUUGCAAUAUACAUGCAAUGAUCAUGAACACGACAUUAAAGCCUUUUUCACCUCACCUUCUCUCUCACAUGAGAGUAUUUCAUUGGAUGGCUAUAUUUAGUGUCAUGUAAUUCAAGUGGGUCUCAAGACGAUGCUUUUGAGGUGAAUGUGCCCCGGGUAUUUAUCAUGUAAUAGAAUGAAUCUAUGGACACUAUAUCCCGAGAUGCAUUAAAGUAGGAUAAAAGAUAGUGUCAGAGUGUUUAUGUAUUAGUCAGUAUUACCUCUGAAUAUAUAUGUGUACAUUUGUAAUUUGAAGCAGCUUUAAAAGUAUGCAGCAUUUACGGUCUGUGCUCCACACUCUACACAAUGUGACUUGUAUUUGUUCUCCUCGUACUGACUUGUAUGAGGGACAGUCACCGGUCGGGGGCAGCGAGUCGUGGUGACACAGUUCGACGACGGAUCACCGUCAGCAAUUUGAUGACGCAUUAAUCUCAUGAUUGAAGAGUAUGCCAUUUGUGCUGCCUCAUCUAUAUACAUAACAGAUAUAAAUACUGUAAAAAGUAUUUUGGCACAAGGACAUUGAUACUUUCAAGUCCUACAUAUAGUAAUAUCUUAGCACGGUACACAAAUUUAUUGUAUUGCCCAGUCACUUUCAACAUCUUAGCACAACGAAUCGAGACAAGCUGUCUACUUAUCAAGUUGCUAUUUAACAGGUCUUCAUUUGUAUAAGAUAUGCAUCUGAAAUUGUGAAGUAGUCCCCCUGGAUCCACCGUUGUAAUGUGUUCAUCCCCCUGUUCCUGGCAGCUCCAUGACAUCCUGGCUCUGGUAUUGAGAUCAGUACAAUCUAAUCAAACACAAUCAAACUGGCAAAUAAUCAACAGAACUGUCCACCACUGAUCGACUUUUAAAGUUACAUGUUUCAUCACUGUAUAUAGGAUGCAAUAUCGACAUUACAUGAGACAAGAGAUCUGCAGCAUCACAAUAAUGUACCGAGAUUCUAGCGAGGCGGAAACGACCACUGGGAUGUUCCACCUCCAUCACGCACCUGUUUCAGCAGCUCCAUCAGUGUGCGCAACAGUAACACCAUGUGUCUUUGUUCAGGGCCACACAAGUAAUAUAUCACUGGCCGAAAAUGUGAUCAGGGCAGGGAGGAAAUAUAGAAAUAUUAUCCCGGUGGUUGUGAAAAAAUAAAUUUGAUCAGAAGCCAUUUUGUGGAAAAUUUUGGUUUAGUUCAUUGAUAAAACAAGAAAAGGAUUGAAACAGAAAUGCAUUAAAAACAGUAUUUUGUUUACAAUCAGACUGCUGACAUUAGAAAAGUAUUCUGCAUUGUACAUUGAUGUCCAUUAGAGUGGAACAACAUGCGAGAGAUGUCACGAGCACAUGUAUUUUGUAUGGGGAUGAAAUACUUGUUAUAUCCGAAAUAUCAAUGGCCUUGAAGCAUGAGAUAUAUGCAUGUUUACUUCUAAUCAUUCCAUGGUAUGUCAUAUAUCGGGGUUAUAUUUCUUAUAUAUCACAAGUGUAUAUCAUAUGUCACAAGUAUAUAUCCCUAUAUUCUUUGCUAGAAUGGUCAUGAGGACCCCAUGAUAUUGUGGUUUAUGGUGAUAGCCUAAUAUGAUACAAAAGAUAAGUAUUUUACACGACAUAUAUAUUUUCGAGAAUUUAAAUGCCCAUAAUUAAUGAUGCAUAUAACACACGAGUGAGUAUUAUGCAUGAAUAAAGAAGUCUUGCGUACACUGAAUAAUCGGAAAGGGUGCUAAUUGGGAUUGUUCACCAGUCAGUAUAUUAGCAAAUAUCACUGUGGGCGCUUAUUAGAGCAGGGCGCUUAUUACGUCCAAUACGGUAAGUGAAAUGGAGGAUAAGGCUCAGUGACUUGGUUGAUUGUGUGUCAUCCUACCCCGUGGGGUGUUGCUCAUUACAUCCAUCACUGGUUUAGUCCAGACUGAAUAAUGUACACUGGCCACCAUCAUAUAGCUGGAAUAUUGCGGACAAAAAACAGGAUUCAAACAGCAAUCAAAUACUUUGCUAACAUCUUGGUAGAUCGUAAUAGGUUGACAUCUCAAACAUUUGUUGUGUGGAGACAUUCAAGGCAUACCCUUAGCCAUGUGUGACACUGAAUGAGAAUUUUCAUAAACUUUGAAAACUUAACAAAAUAGAAUCCUUCCUCUUGUGUGUUAUACGAAUGUUGUACAACAUAUAGAAAUUUGACAAAAUGAACUCCUUUCAAAUACAUGUGCUGUGAAUGAUGUCCUAAUCAUGUGUGAAGAAAGACAUCACUUGCCUUUUAAAGUAGCAAAUGUAGCACUGUCCUGCCGUGUUGCUGUCAGUAUGGAGCUACCAUUAUACAUAUAAUGUGAAUUAUCAUCUGCAUUGUACAUAGGGGAUGAAGAUAAUAUCAGAAGAUACAAUAUAAACACUUGUUUGUUAUAAUCAGGAGUUCCAGUUUAUAUUAAUAACAUUGUUACUGGUGAAAAACUGUAUUUUAUCGUAUAACGUGAAAGCUUGUUAAUCCAGAUUGUUGGUCUAUGAAGCUGGGCCCCUUUCCACAAAGCGAUCUCAGCGUAACGACCGUCGUAAGUCUGUGUUAAAGUAUGGGAGCUACGGUUGUUUUAGUGCUACGACUGUCGUAAGUCAGGGAGCUACAAUCUUCUUAGCAUAGCGAUUGUCAUAAGUUUGUGUUAAAGUUUAGGAGCGUCUUUGCAUCACGACUGUCUUAAGUGUGGUAAAAUAUGUGAGCUACGAUCGUCAUAGCACUGUGACUAGUAAAUCUGGUAAAGUAUUGGAGCUACGAUUGUCUUAGCGUUACGACUGUCGUAAGUCUGUGUUAAAGUAUUGGAACUACGAUUGUCCUAGCAUUAUGACUGUCGUAAGUCUGUGUUAAAGUAUGGAAUGUACGAUCAUCUUAUUGCUAAGACAAGCGUAAGUCUGUGUUUAAGUAUGGGAUCUAAGAUCAUCUUACCGCUACAUUCGCUAUGUGGAGCAGGACUCUGGCCUUGGUAAUGUAUUCACUGGGCACUGUCUGGAUUAGCAAGGUUUCACUGUAUACAGUUUUGAUGGUUAUCUAUUGGAUUAUAGUUUUGAUAAGAAUUAUGAUACUGUUUCAGAGGAAUGAUAUUCUAUUUUCAUAUCCCAUACUUGUAAGAUGAGAUACUUAUAGUUUUGCUCCAUUUUCAAAUACAGCUUGCCUAUAUUAAAAGUGUAGAACUGA